CUUCCCUUUUGUUGCCCAGGUGAGUCACACCUGGCUCAUCACAGGCCAGUGAGGUGAGCACUGAGAGUGAGGACAGCAGACUGACUACCAGCCUCCACCGGCCAUACACACACUGCACACACACCGCACACACACACACACUCCUGCCUGAAGAGCCAUGGAUUACCUGAAGGAGAAGCUGAUGGAGAAAGUAGUUGAGGAUGCCAAGGACAAGCUGAAGGAGAAGGUGCUGGGACAGAAGGAGGAGGACGAGGAGGAGCAGGGAGGAAUCAGAGGCUUCUUUUCAUCCCUGACGGGGGACAAGGACAAAGAGGAGAAGGAGGAGGAGGAAGGAGGAAUCAAAGGAUUUUUUUCCUCAUUUCGAGAUGACAAGGAGAAAGAGGAGAAGGAGGAGGAGGAGGAAGGAGGAAUCAAAGGAUUUUUUUCAUCACUGCGAGGCGACAAGGACAAAGAGGAAGAGGAAAACGAGGGAGGAAGAAAAGGAUUCUUUUCAUCAUUGGUCGAUGAGGAGGAGGAGAAGAGAGUAGGCUUUGACGGCCUCUUCUCCGAAGCUCCGCCUCUGAUGCAGGAGCCCGGCUGUGGAGGAGGAGGUGCAGGAGGAGGUGAAGCAGAUCUCAAAGUUUCCUCCCAGUUGUCGUCUUUCUCAGACCUUGAGUUGACCGACACCCUGGGCGAUGUCGCUGCAGAGCUGUCCCAGGACAAAUAGAACGACAGAAAACCUGCAGAGCAAAUCCCAAGUCUGAAGAAAAACCCCAAGCUCUCUUUCACCUUCAGUCCAUCUAAACUCCACCUCAUCUGAGACCCGAGAAGUCUCUUCCUGUCAGGACGCAGGAAAAGACUCUUUCAGAGGUUCAAGGGCAGUUUCAUCCAAUCUGAUGUCUCAGUUGUGAAAAUUAUUGUUUUCCUGAUAUUUAUUUAAUUUGUGUUGUUUGAAUUCUGUUUUGUAACCCAGAGGGAAAAUGCAGUCCCAUUAGAGACUCAAACCUCAGAUGGGUCAAGGAAAACUUAGUGUUUACAGUAAGAAAACAUAGCAUUGAAAUAAUCUAUCUAUCUAAUAGUGUAGUACUGGCACAAGAACAUGACUAAAUGAUUAAUGGAACCACUCCUUGUAACGUUGCUCAGUUCCUGCACUAUUUCUGAUGUCCGUGCUGUUUUUGUCAAUUUUUCAGUCGUGAGAUUUGGGGGAAAUUUGUUUCUUUUGUCUGUUUUACUCAGAGUCAGAUGGAGAGACUGAUACCAUUUUCCUCCUUGUGUGUCCAGCUUGAGCACACUAACUGAGUUUGUGCACUGCAUGGCAGGGCAAAGUGAGGGAAAAACACCUUUUCAGUGAUGCAGUUUGUUUAACAUCCAGUCACAUGUGGAAGUAUCUGUGACAGAUGCUGUUCCUCCAUCUGCUGGGUGGGAUGGAGGAAGGUGAGGUGUCAGUGCUGUGCAGCUGCCAGGUGAACUGGUUCAGCUGAUUAUCUCCCAGUUCAGGCUCCAGAGGCAGCAGUUCCUCUUCUGUACACUCAGGCUCACAUACAUAUGGGGAUUAAUAACAAUAAUAUUGUUAAUAAUUUUAUUUGUAUAGCACAUUUCACACAUAAAAUGUAGCUCAAAAUGCUGUACAGCAACAGAAUUAAUGAAAUAUAAAAACAAGUGCAAUAAAACAGUAAAACAAUAAAAACCUGGAACAACAGUAAAAACUGUGCAACCAUGAAAAACAAAAC
Messenger RNA from Myripristis murdjan (pinecone soldierfish), 1709 nucleotides. RefSeq names its product cilia- and flagella-associated protein 251-like. NCBI's taxonomy places the organism in Eukaryota, Metazoa, Chordata, Actinopteri, Holocentriformes, Holocentridae. The coding region runs from base 158 to 706 and encodes 182 amino acids. The transcript is spliced from 3 exons. The record is from RefSeq and is a predicted model, not a curated record.